Messenger RNA from Oreochromis niloticus (Nile tilapia), 388 nucleotides. RefSeq lists its product as uncharacterized. Lineage: Eukaryota; Metazoa; Chordata; Actinopteri; Cichliformes; Cichlidae. Bases 1 to 357 code for a protein of 118 amino acids. The record is from RefSeq and is a predicted model, not a curated record. The transcript has 3 exons.
AUGGUAGCGUUCUACGUUGGACUGCUGCAGAGUAGCUGUAGUAGUUCAGUUGAAUUGUGGGCUGAAGAAGAAGAGGAGUCUGCCUCUGCCUCACCCUCACCUCACCCUGAAUCCCACUGUUAUGAGCCCGAGCUGGAGUUUCAGGUCUACUCUGAGCCCCAGGAGGUGCUGGUGCCAGAACAGCCACAGUCCCUGUCUUCUGCUAAGCUCCCUGAGUGCUCUGCUGAGCAGUUCCUGGAUAUGCUGCCGCCUGCAGAUUCCAUGCCACCCAAGCCAGCAGGUCCCGAGCCAGCACCUCUCGCGCCACCUGAGCCACUAUGUCCCAAGUCAGUGCCAUCUGUGGCACUCGAGCUUUAGCUAGAGGGUCCUAACGCUGGAGGGUCAAGCC